AUGGGUAUCAACAAUCCGAUUCCUCGAAGCUUAAAGAGCGAGACAAAAAAAGCUGCAAAGAUCUUAGCGAACUUUGUCAAGCCGAAUCAAAUACUCGGUGUUGACCAGGUGAUCCCACCAGAACUGCUACAAAACGCAAAGGGCCUCGCAAUCCUUACUGUUUUAAAGGCCGGCUUCUUGUUCUCAGGUAGAGCAGGCUCUGGUGUUAUAGUGGCUAGAUUACCUGACGGCUCAUGGUCGCCACCUUCUGCCAUUGCUACUGCCGGUGCCGGUGCCGGUGGUCAGGUUGGUGUGGAGUUGACUGAUUUCGUCUUCAUCCUCAACACUGAAGAUGCCGUCAAGUCGUUUGCACAGGCCGGUUCCAUUACACUUGGUGGUAACGUCUCUGUUGCUGCUGGUCCCUUGGGAAGAAACGCAGAGGCUGGUGGUACUGCUUCUUUGAAGGGUGCAGCUGCCAUCUACUCCUAUUCCAAGACUAAGGGCUUAUUCGCAGGUGUCUCGUUAGAAGGCUCUGCCAUUGUGGAGAGAAGAGAGGCCAACAGAAAGUUCUAUGGUAAUAACUGUAAGGCUGUGCAAAUCCUGUCUGGUAGAGUCGAACCUCCUCCAGAAUGUGAUGCUCUCUUUAGAGUGCUGGAGUCAAGGGCCUUCACCAAGAGAAGACCAGGUGACUACUACGACGAUAGUUAUUAUUCUGACAUUCCAGAUUUCGACUCAGGCUCCGAUACGAGCUCUUUUUCUGAGAGAAGAAGCCGUGAUAGAUCAGAGAGCUAUUCAAGAGGAAACAGAGGAGGGUCUUCGAAACACUCCGACAAUGAUGACUCUGAUGAUGAUUACUACUCAAGCAGAAGAGGAAACAACAGUGGCUCAAACAACAAUAGCAGCAACAACAAAAGAUCCUCAUACGGAAGAAACAACAGCUAUUCGAGAUCGUCAAAGCCAACUUCAUGGGAAGAUGACGUCUAUGAUAGUUAUGACACCCCAAAAUCAAGAAGAGCAAACAGAAAUUCCGACGAUUAUGACGAUUUGGACAGAAGAUUCAGAAAAUCCUCAAUAUCCGAUAAGCCUGCAUUCUCUCCAAGAUCAGAGAAAUCAAAGGGACCAAAGGCUAUUGCCCUGUUCUCAUUCGAAGGAGAACAAUCCGGUGAUUUGCCUUUCAGAAAAGGUGACGUUAUUACUAUAAUAAAGAAGUCGGAUUCUCAAGACGACUGGUGGACUGGAAGAGUUAACGGCAAAGAAGGUAUCUUCCCAGCAAACUAUGUUGAACUUGCUUAA
Molecule: messenger RNA, 1272 nt
Organism: Williopsis jadinii
Lineage: Eukaryota; Fungi; Ascomycota; Saccharomycetes; Phaffomycetales; Wickerhamomycetaceae
Gene: YSC84
Product: Ysc84p
Exons: 2
Coding region: 1-1272 (423 amino acids)
Biological process (GO): actin filament bundle assembly; actin cortical patch localization
Cellular component (GO): actin cortical patch
Molecular function (GO): actin filament binding; phosphatidylinositol binding
Source: RefSeq, a predicted model, not a curated record